CCAGCCUUUAGCCCUUGCUUCCUCCCUUCUUUCGUGGGCUUGGGACAUUGACCACCACCCCUUCUAACCCAUCAACCUAACCUAAGCCACCAACAAAGCCCCUUGUUUCCCGGUGUUUGUUCGUUCAUUUCUCCUCAUUUGGCUCGUCAUUUCCAUCUCCCCACUGCUCAUUUUUUAGCUGCAAUCAUUCCGCUGCGAUAUCGAUUACAAUCUCCAUCAUGGACGCGGUCGAUGGACCCACGAACGUAUCCACUAUAGCCAUGGCCUCCGCUCGGUCGUCUGACGUGCCACCCAAUACCCAUGGGGAUCACGGCUCGAAUGGAUUUAUGGUCAAAAGCCCGUCGUCGGACCCGUCCUUGGACUCGCCGAGUGUGUCAUCGCCCACGGAAAGCGCUUCCAAUCCUACCACCACGCCCGAGAAUGAGGAGGACCAUCAUGAGAAGAGAGGACCCGAGGAUGAGGAGGAAGAAGAGGAUGCGACGGAUGCGAAGGGCACCAACAUCCUUGGUUAUCUUCAACAUCUGACCCAGGAGAAGGUGCAAGAGGUGGCCAUGGACUUCACGACCCUCACCCUCAAAGAUAGCCCGCAAUACGAUAUCUCCGAGGGCAAACGCUUGGCUAUUGUUUUCAAUCAAGAGCGCUUCUUAUAUGAUCUGUCAGAUCGGCGAGGCACCGAGCAAGAUUGUCAGAGCAUUUUGCAAACCUUUGAUAAGUUGGGAUUCGACGUACAGAUCUACGACGAUCUCAAGUUGUUCCAAAUCGAGCGGGUCAUCCAGAAGCUCCAAGCUCCGGAUCAACCCGAGUUGGCUUGUUUGGUCAUCUUCAUCCUCACCCACGGAGAGGACAAUGGCGUGCUCCAUUCCCAUGAUAAACCCUAUCGAUUGGACAAGUCCAUCAUCAAUGAGCUCUUGCCCAGCAAUUGCCCGGCCCUCAAGAGCAAGCCCAAAUUGAUCUUCGUCCAAGCCUGCCAAGGCAAGCAAACCGAUCCGGGGGUAGAGGUCCGGGUUCGAUCCCGACACACGUCCACGGACGGAUCUAGCUCAAGCAAUUACCGCAUUCCACACCACUCAGAUCUGUUGAUAUUCCAAGCGGCCUACCAUGGACAUUACUCGUUUCGGAGCAAAAGCGGAAGCUGGUUCAUUCAAGCUCUCUGCCACGCCCUGGAUCAGAGCUCGGAUAUGGAUAACAUUCAUUCGAUUCUCAUUAAGGUGAAACGAUUCGUGUCUCUCUACAAGGAAUCGAAUGUACCUGGUCACGACGAACUGGAUCGGAAACGACAAAUCCCUCUCGUCCAAGACACGCUAAUCCGGGAGCUCUACCUCAAACAGCGAGGGCCCAACAGGGACUACCAACUAAACGGUUGCUUGCCAACUCAUCCAACAUCACUUGCCGUCCCUGGCGAGCCCGUGGGCAUCGUGGUAGCCAUUGGCGACUCCUCACCGUCCAAUGUGGCCUCAACUCCUAAAAAAACGAAGAAAAGUCCAAAAGACAAAAAUUGUCAGUUAAGUUAAGUUUUGCUCAAUGUCUUUCGCGCCUGACAACGAACGAACGAACAUCGAAUGUUAGUUACCCAUGAAAAGUUACCCAGAAUAUUCUUCCGAUUGUGAUUAGACGUCUCAAGGUCUCUUGACACCUGCUUGUGAUUCUCACGUUACUUAAGGUCAUGUCCCUAUGAAAUGAGCAUUCUCUACAUUGCUUCAUCUUAUCCAGGCCUGGCACUCAAGUCUGCCUUGCUUACGCUUUUCUAGCAUUGCAUUAUUAAGAAUUCAGAUAAUCUUUUUACACGAAUGAAUCCAUGACCGAUACCAUAUAUAACAUUCUCAAUACAACGGGGCCAACCAAGGUGCUCGUUCCCACUAUAAAAUAUGAAAUACAAGUGCAAGGCCUAAACGCCACUUAAGAUUACAAGGAUUAUGUACUUUUAUUAGUAGCACCCACACUGAUUAAUAAAGAGUUGCGGUUAA
This is a messenger RNA of Tigriopus californicus, 1964 nucleotides long. RefSeq names its product caspase-1-like. Gene Ontology annotation, molecular function: cysteine-type endopeptidase activity. Bases 219 to 1511 code for a protein of 430 amino acids. The record is from RefSeq and is a predicted model, not a curated record. Gene Ontology annotation, biological process: proteolysis. Lineage: Eukaryota; Metazoa; Arthropoda; Copepoda; Harpacticoida; Harpacticidae. The transcript is spliced from 2 exons.